Messenger RNA from Pteronotus mesoamericanus, 3292 nucleotides. RefSeq names its product cholinergic receptor nicotinic beta 2 subunit (gene CHRNB2). Gene Ontology annotation, cellular component: postsynaptic membrane; neuron projection; synapse. The record is from RefSeq and is a predicted model, not a curated record. Gene Ontology annotation, biological process: signal transduction; monoatomic ion transmembrane transport; nervous system process. NCBI's taxonomy places the organism in Eukaryota, Metazoa, Chordata, Mammalia, Chiroptera, Mormoopidae. The transcript is spliced from 7 exons. Gene Ontology annotation, molecular function: transmembrane signaling receptor activity; acetylcholine-gated monoatomic cation-selective channel activity. The coding region runs from base 65 to 1594 and encodes 509 amino acids.
CGGACAGCACCCACCGCGGCGCGGUCCGGCCGAUCUACGCCAGGCGGCGAGCUAUGCCCGCAGCAUGGCCUGUCGCUCCGGCUCCAUGGCGCUGUUCCUCGGCUUCGGCCUCCUCCAGCUGUGUUCAGGAGUCUGGGGUACGGAUACAGAGGAGCGGCUGGUGGAGCAUCUCCUGGAUCCUUCCCGCUACAACAAGCUUAUCCGCCCAGCCACCAAUGGCUCUGAGCUGGUGACGGUACAGCUUAUGGUGUCACUGGCCCAGCUCAUCAGUGUGCAUGAGCGGGAGCAGAUCAUGACCACCAACGUCUGGCUGACCCAGGAAUGGGAGGAUUAUCGCCUCACUUGGAAGCCUGAGGAGUUCGACAACAUGAAGAAAGUUCGACUCCCUUCCAAACACAUCUGGCUCCCAGAUGUGGUCCUAUACAACAAUGCUGAUGGCAUGUAUGAGGUGUCCUUCUAUUCCAACGCCGUGGUCUCCUAUGAUGGCAGCAUCUUCUGGCUGCCACCUGCCAUCUACAAGAGCGCCUGCAAGAUCGAAGUAAAGCACUUCCCAUUUGACCAGCAGAACUGCACCAUGAAGUUCCGCUCAUGGACCUACGACCGCACGGAGAUCGACCUGGUGCUCAAGAGUGAUGUCGCCAGCCUGGACGACUUCACACCCAGUGGCGAGUGGGACAUCGUGGCACUGCCGGGCCGGCGCAAUGAGAAUCCCGAUGACUCCACUUAUGUGGACAUCACCUAUGACUUCAUCAUACGCCGCAAGCCACUGUUCUACACCAUCAAUCUCAUCAUCCCCUGUGUGCUCAUCACCUCGCUGGCCAUCCUUGUCUUCUACCUGCCAUCUGACUGCGGCGAGAAGAUGACGCUGUGCAUCUCUGUGCUGCUGGCACUCACCGUCUUCCUACUGCUCAUCUCCAAGAUUGUGCCACCCACGUCCCUCGAUGUGCCGCUUGUUGGCAAGUACCUCAUGUUCACCAUGGUGCUUGUCACCUUCUCCAUCGUCACCAGCGUGUGUGUGCUCAACGUGCACCACCGCUCGCCCACCACGCACACCAUGGCGCCCUGGGUCAAGGUCAUCUUCCUGGAGAAGCUACCCACGCUACUCUUCAUGCAGCAGCCACGCCACCACUGUGCCCGCCAACGCCUGCGCCAUCGACGGCGCCAGCGCGAGCGUGAGGGCACCAGGGCCCUCUUCUUCCGCGAAACCCCCGGCGCCGACUCCUGCACGUGCUUUGUCAACCGUGCGUCAGUCCAGGGCUUGGCUGGGGCCUUUGGGGCGGAACCCACGCCGGCAGCUGUCCCAGGGCGCCUGGGGGGGCUGUGUGGCUGUGGCCUCCAGGAGGCGGUGGAUGGCGUCCGCUUCAUCGCAGACCACAUGCGCAGCGAGGACGACGACCAGAGCGUGAGUGAGGACUGGAAGUAUGUCGCCAUGGUGAUCGACCGCCUGUUCCUUUGGAUCUUUGUCUUCGUCUGUGUCUUUGGCACCAUCGGGAUGUUCCUACAGCCUCUCUUCCAAAACUACACCACUGCCACCUUCUUCCAUGCAGACCACUCUGCUCCCAGCUCCAACAAAAUAGAACAAAUUUCCAGUUGACAGUAUGAUGCCGGGACCCACCUCAAACUCCUAGCCCUGAAGACACGUCCCAGAACCUGAAACAGCAACUGGAAAGGAACCUUUCCCCAAAGGGCUGAUAUCUCCCUUAGAAGGGCAGGGUGCCGGCCUGGGGCUCACCCCGCCAGCUCUCCCGGGCUCCUGGCCCCAACCAGCUGCCGCUGUUGUCCAAGUCAGUCGGCAGAUGGCUAGGGGGACUUAGAGGGCAGCUUCUCCGAGUCCUCUGCAUGACCCACCUGGCGUUUCCAAGACACAUGGAAACUGAGGCCUGGAGUGUGUGUGCUGCCUGACCUUGUACGAGCACCUAAGUCUGAACUUGCUCAUCCUCACCUGUGAAAUCAGGGUGACAGCGCGCCGAGGGCUGCAGCAAGGACGAGGGAUCGAUGCACAUGAAGCGUUAACUGGGCAGGGUCCGCGGGGCAGUGCCUUCCCUCCUCCCUGCCUCUGGCUGCAGUAGGGAGAGGAGAGCAGGAGUGCGGGGAGGGGGACGCGGGCGCAAGGGCCAGGGCCAGGUGUUGCACGUCAGUAACCAGGAGGCUUUGGACCGCCCGUCUCCCCCGUCCUCGGGUCCUCUGUCCUCCCUCGGUGCUGUCCGGGCAGCACCUUGCCCCUUCUGUGGUGGGGCUGUCUCUGUAGAGAACUGGGUACCCAGCUCAGCGCUGGGCGAGGACCAGAAGCCCCAAGUCUGAAGGGAGGGGGAGACACUAGAUUGUAACCAGAGUGAGGUCAGCUCGAGAGGAGGCAGUGAGGAGACUUUUGAGAUGGUCUCCAUCAGAAACGGCUAAGACCGCAGGGGAUCUGAGAGCCAUUUUUGUCAGAAAAGCAGCCCUGCACAGACUCCCUGCUUUUGACAGCUGGCAUUGCAGCAGGAGGAAGGCAGUUUCCUGUCAAUGCGGGAGCUAAUACUGGAACAGCUGGUACCAAGUUAUUGAAAAUUUAAAAGCAAACAAGACAGGGGCAGCCCCCAACUGGCACUUUCCGCAGAGGAAGGCUGCCUGCAGAGGACGGGCCGCCGCUUCACCGCGAGGAAGGCGGGCACGCUCUGGGGGGGCUGUGGGAGCUGUGACUCCCGCCGUCUCCUCCCAACUGCAGCAUUAGUUGCUGUUCGCCAAGAGCUGGCUCCGUGCCACGGGCUUCAGGGUACCGUCCUCCUUCCUCACCAGCAGCCCUGCAGGGAAGGGGCCCUGCUGACAGGAGGGAAAACCGGGCUCAGAGACCCAGUGACAGCCGGUGAGCAGUGCUGGGUCUGAAACCUAAGACUUGUGAUCACAGAGGCCACGUGGCCUUGGCGGCAGGCAGAGGGAAACAGGGGCAUUUGGGUCUUUCCAGAAUUUGUUCCCCGAGCCAGUGGCCCCGGAUCCAACUGUCACCCUCUGCUUCUAGGCGUUGGGCUGGUGUCAGUGUCCCUCACAGCCCACUGGUGCUGACCAGCCUCCCACUCACCCACCCCAACUAGACAGAGGCAAGCAGCCAUCUUUUGAUACGCAUCCCAACAAGUCCAAGAGGUCAGUGUGAGAGUCACGUGGUUCCUAAGGGACUGUAGGUCUAGGAAUCGUUAGGACACGUCACUCACCCCCCCGCCCCCCGCCCUGGGGUGCCGCCUUCUCCCCAGCACUGGCCUUGGUGGGCCUCCCUUGUCUGUCUGCCUGGAAUAUUUGCACUAGUUUAGCCUGCUCCAGG